AUGGCAUCAAGAUUUCUCCAAAACUUCUCACGCUCAGCACCCAUUGCGACCCGUUCGAUCCAACAACGAAGCGAAGUCCUCGCACCGGUGAUCACCCGCACAUACGCCAGCAGCGCCGCACCAGGCCAGUCUUCCAACGUCUCCAACCCACAAGCAAGCAGCGCCGAGAGCCAGAGUAUCAACAAAAGCGCCUCAGUCGGCCAGACCGACAGGAACGAUGGCGAUCACGCAUCGAUACAAAACCCAGUCAGCCAUCCAGAGCACGACCGCGCAGGCGCGACGGAAGAGACAACGGAGAGUCAGGACAAUAUGAAGCAUGACCCGAAGGAGUCGGAUGCGAAGAAGAGGGAGAAGACGCUGAGCUAUGGGCAGAACAAGCCUUUGGAUGCGGCUGAUAAGUAG
Molecule: messenger RNA, 402 nt
Organism: Alternaria rosae
Lineage: Eukaryota; Fungi; Ascomycota; Dothideomycetes; Pleosporales; Pleosporaceae
Exons: 2
Coding region: 1-402 (133 amino acids)
Source: RefSeq, a predicted model, not a curated record